ACUAGUCCACCACAUUCCCAAAGAUGAAAAACACGUCGCGCAUCAUCACUCUUUUCAUGUCUCUUUUUACAUACCUAUAAAUAACAUCGUCUUUUCAAGUAGAUAUUUCUACAUCGCGUCAACUUUUUCUAAAUCUGUGUUGCAGUGUUUUUAAGGACUGAAUUUCAUAUCUCGGAACACAGGACAGAUCCAUCUCAUAUAAACGGAUUCUUUUUUCAGAUCAUCUCUAAUUCAAUAAAUACAAAGAUGAUGCGAAACUCAUCUGUUUUACUGAUGAUAUUGAUUGCAUAUUCAGCAUAUUCUUUUGGAGUUAUGAUGCCUUAUACGAAUAAUACUGUUCUCCAUUACUCCGUAAAAGAAAACAUCUCUAUUACUUGUACUGGUACAAACGAAGACAAAGUGACAUGGAUGCAUGAUAAUACAGUGAAAGGUAAUUACACCAUAAAUGCACAGACCCCAUACAGAAAACUCCUUGAAAUACGAAAUGCUUCAGUUCUUAAUGCUGGGAUGUACUACUGUGUUUCAACAAAGAACAGCUAUGAGUUCAUGUGGAUUUUUCUCUUACCCGAUGAUCCCGCUUUCAUAAACAACGGAGACCACAGAAUUUAUAUAAAUUCAAUUUCAAACUCAGAGAAUUGAGAGAAAAUUCAUGUGAUGAAUGAAGAAAAUGAUCUUGAAUAAACAACUUCAACCGAUCAAAAACAAUAACAUCAUUACAUUUAAUAUACACUAAAAUUUGAAACUUAACUGGGUUUUUCAAAAUUAUUUUGAUAUUAAAUAUAUCUAGGUAGGUCUAAGGUCUAAUGAUAAGAAUUUGAGCCUAAGGCAUAUCCUCAUUUGUAUUGAUUUAUUUGAUCAAUAAAAAUAAAGAAUCUGCAUGUAA
This is a messenger RNA of Planococcus citri (citrus mealybug), 883 nucleotides long. RefSeq lists its product as uncharacterized. The record is from RefSeq and is a predicted model, not a curated record. The transcript is spliced from 5 exons. NCBI's taxonomy places the organism in Eukaryota, Metazoa, Arthropoda, Insecta, Hemiptera, Pseudococcidae. Bases 247 to 639 code for a protein of 130 amino acids.